Molecule: messenger RNA, 1670 nt
Organism: Ailuropoda melanoleuca (giant panda)
Lineage: Eukaryota; Metazoa; Chordata; Mammalia; Carnivora; Ursidae
Gene: TRIM59
Product: tripartite motif containing 59
Exons: 3
Coding region: 221-1432 (403 amino acids)
Biological process (GO): innate immune response; negative regulation of canonical NF-kappaB signal transduction
Molecular function (GO): zinc ion binding; ubiquitin protein ligase activity
Source: RefSeq, a predicted model, not a curated record
CGAGGCCCCGCCCCGUCUGGGCACCUGAAAUCCCUCAGGGCGGAGGAGGGCGGGGACGCCAAGCAUCUUGGGGACGCUGGGUCUGGAGGGUAUAAAGCUGUUCUGGCUUGUGGUGUAGGUUGGUCUCCAGCUCCCCGCGAAUACGAAUAAGAGGAACUGAAAAAGUUGGAGAAGAUAAGGUACAUUCAGUCAGUAAGCCAGAAGAUCAGCAAAGUAGGAAAUGCACAAUUUUGAGGACGAGUUAACAUGUCCCAUUUGUUACAGUAUUUUUGAAGAUCCUCGUGUGCUACCGUGCUCUCAUACAUUUUGUAGAAAUUGCUUGGAAAACGUUCUUCAAGCAUCUGGGAACUUUUACAUAUGGAGACCUUUACGAAUUCCACUCAAGUGUCCCAGUUGCAGAAGUAUUAUUGAAAUUGCUCCAACUGGUAUUGAAUCUUUACCUGUUAAUUUUGCAUUAAAGGCUAUUAUUGAAAAGUACCAGCAAGAAGACCAUCGAGAUAUUGUCACCUGUCCUGAACAUUACCGACAACCAUUAAAUGUGUACUGUCUCCUAGAUAAAAAAUUAGUCUGUGGUCAUUGCCUUACCAUAGGUCAGCACCACGGUCACCCCAUAGAUGACCUUCAGAGUGCCUAUCUGAAAGAAAAGGACACGCCUCAGAAACUGCUUGGACAGUUAACUGACACACACUGGACAGAUCUUACUCGUCUUAUCGAAAAGCUGGAAGAACAGAAAUCUCAUUCAGAAAAAAUGGUCCAAAGUGAUAAGGAGGUUGUUCUCCAGUAUUUUAAGGAGCUUAGCGAUACACUAGAACAGAAAAAAAAAAAUUUCCUAGCUGCUCUCUGUGAUGUUAGCAAUCUGAUUAAUCAAGAAUAUACUCCACAAAUUGAAAGAAUGAAAGAAAUAAGAGAGCAGCAACUUGAAUUAAUGACACUGACAACAUCUUUACAGGAAGAGUCUCCACUUAAAUUUCUUGAAAAAGUUGACGAUAUCCGCCAACAUGUGCAGAUUUUGAAACAAAGACCACUUCCUGAGGUCCAGCUUGUCGAAAUCUAUCCUCGAGUAAGCCAAAUAUUGAAAGAAGAUUGGAGCAGAACAGAAAUUGGACAAAUUAAGAAACUUCUCAUUCCUGAAAUGAAAAUUUCUUCAAAGAGGAUGCCAUGUUCCUGGCCUGAUAAAGAUGACAAAGAAGUUGAAUUUUUUAAGAUUUUAAAUGUUGUUAUAGUUACUUUAAUUUCAGUGAUACUGAUGUCGAUCCUCUUUUUUAACCAGCACUUAAUAACCUUUUUAAAUGAAAUCACUGCAGUAUGUUUUUCUGAAGUCUCGCUAUCUGUUUACCAAAGUUUAUCUAACAAUCUAUAUGAUUUAAAGAAUAUGCUGUGUCACGCUCUAUAUUUACUGAAGGAAUUCAUGUGGAAAAUAGUUUCUCGUUGAAAAUUCAAAUCUGAAUUGUUUAGGCUUAUUCUGUACAGCAGACUAACAAUUGCUAAAGGGAGAAACAGGGUAGGAUGGAUAAAUAAAAUAGCAAACUAAACUAUCAGAGUUACAACAAAUAUAUAGAAAUGUUAAACCAUUUUUCUUAGAUGAUGGAAAUGUGUCAGAGUGAGAAAUGAUACAUAAGGUGUCUAAAAAUGAGUAUCUUGUUCACUUGAUUUAAUACAUUAUUCUAUUU